GCGUGUGCGUGUGUGUGUGCGUAGUCUUCCAUACUGAUGAGAGCCGCGAAUGUCAUGCGCGCGCUCUCGUUGACGUAACGAGAAAAAAAGCGCGGCCGCGUGCGUCGCCACUCCGUUUCCAUAGCGCACCGUCUUGCGCAAUGUGACGGAUUGGCGAUCCGCGCGAUCAGAAUCCCCGCCGCGUCGUGAAGCGGAUGCUUCUGUUGCUAGGAACGGAUAAAAGGACUUUUAUCUCCCCCAUUCGUUUGUGCCGUAACACACGCCGUCGAAAAAAAUACAUUUGCGGUGCACGCGCCUUUCUGUCGCGUCACGGGCUGAACCGUCUCCGUCAUUCCAGCCGGAGGAAAGUCGCUCUCUGGAUGUGAGAUUGCGUGAAAGAAGGAGCAGAGGACAACUUCGGCGUUGUGAGUCCACCGGUGAUCGGCGAGAGGGCGAGCUGCAGGCAAGCAGACGGACAGAUAGACACCGCGGCUGCGUGCUGGCCAAGGAAUAACACACUGACGCACGGAAUUGCAUUCACAGGUCCGUGAUCGGCGAUCUGCCGCCGAGCUGUGAUUAGGAUCACGACGCUACUGUUUGUAAAGCAGAUGCGUUCCGCCGUUAUUCGACGCUGAACUAGGUUACUCGUACAGCUUGUCAUCAACUGGCAUCACAACAGAUCUGAGCUAGCCUCGACAUCCUAACGCUGCUACAUAUGGCUGCAUACGUUUGUGUGAGGUUCGGUUUGGGUCACAUGAGCUAAAAAUCGGACCGAUUGAUUUCUGGACUCGUUUGGAGACCAAGCGGAAACCUGGCGCCGUAAUCAGUGCGCGCUGUUUAUUAAACCCGUCUCCGUGUUCAGAGCGCAAAUCAAUCGGCGCGUGAUCUCUCUAAGGUUCCUGUGUGAUUCCUGUCUUUCUUUACGAGCUCAUCUCCAUCAGGAAACACUUUCUCUGGUGUCGACUAGAUAUGCGGAGAUGCAACUAAAAAUGGAUGGGAUUAUCAGCAUUUUGGGGCUUAUUACGCUGAUCCUGGACGGCAUUUCCUCUGAGGGAGUGUACGCACCCCCUACUGUCCGGAUCGUGCACUCAGGCCAUGCAUGUAACGUGGAGGAGGAGCGCUACACAGAGAGAGUGUACACUAUCCGGGAGGGUGAGACCCUGGAGCUCACGUGCCUGGUGACUGGACACCCGAGGCCACAGAUUCGAUGGACUAAGACAGCAGGCAGUGUUUCAGACCGUUUUCAGGAUUCAAGUGUCUUUAAUGAGACACUUCACAUCGCUAAGAUCCAGCGGCACCAAGGUGGUCGCUAUUACUGCAAGGCUGAAAAUGGCCUCGGCUCGCCAGCGAUUAAGUCGAUCAGAGUGGAUGUCUACUAUCUGGAUGACCCAGUCGUGACGGUUCAUCAGAGUAUAGGUGAAGCCAAAGAACAGUUCUACUAUGAGAGGACAGUUUUCCUCCGCUGCGUGGCCAACUCCAACCCUCCAGUGCGUUACAGCUGGCACAGGGGCCGAGAUGUUCUGUCUCAAGGCUCAGAUAAGGGUGUGGAGAUAUACGAACCCUUCUUUACACAGCAGGGGGAAACAAAGAUCCUGAAACUGAAGAACCUGAGGCCCAAAGACUAUGCCAACUACAGCUGCAUUGCCUCCGUCAGGAACGUCUGCGGCAUUCCUGACCGUAGGGUCAUCUUCAGGCUCACCAAUAAAACAGCCUCCCCAUCCAUCAAGCUGCUGGUGGAAGAUCCGAUCGUAGUGAAUCCUGGACAGACAGUGUCUCUGGUGUGUAUCGCCACUGGAGGUGAACCUCCACCCACGUUGACGUGGACCAGCGUCUCUGAGCACCUACCGGACAAAAGCGUUUUAAAGGACGGUACUCUAACGUUACCAGCCAUCUCUUCUGAAGAAGCCGGCAUCUAUAGCUGCAUUGCCAGCAACAACGUAGGAAACCCGGCAAAAAAGUCAACCACCAUUAUUGUGCGAGCGCUGAAAAAGGGCCGCUUUUGGAUCACGCCUGACCCGUACCACAAUGACGAUAACAUCCAGAUCGGCCGUGAAGUAAAGAUCUCGUGCCAGGUUGAGGCGACACCCCCUGAGGAGUUGCAGUUCAGCUGGCUGAAGAACGGCCGAGCUCUGCGCAGCUCUGAGCGCAUGGUCAUUACCCAGACUGACCCUGACAUCUCCCCAGGAACCACCAACUUGGACAUCAUCGAUCUGAAGUUCACUGACUUUGGCACCUACACCUGUGUGGCGUCGCUCAGAGGCGGGGGCAUCCCCGAGAUCAGCAUCGACGUUAACAUCUCUUCCACCACUGUUCCUCCCAAUUUGACCGUGCCAAGGGGCAAGUCCCCACUGGUGGUGCGGGAAGGUGAGACGGUGGAGCUGGAAUGCCUUGUUUCAGGAAAGCCCAAGCCCAUCAUCCUGUGGUCACGGGCUGAUAAAGAGGUUCCGAUGCCAGACGGAAGCAUGCAGAUGGAAAGCUACGAUGGUGUGCUGCGCAUCAUCAACGUGUCUCGUGAGAUGAGUGGCUCCUACCGCUGCCAGACCAGCCAAUAUAACGGCUUCAACGUUAAACCUCGGGAAGCCUUGGUGGAGCUCAUAGUACAGUAUCCUCCGGCUGUAGAGCCUGUGUCGUUGGAGGUUCGUCAGGGUCUGAGUCGGCCAGUACCGAUGACCUGCCGUGUUCUGCGUGCUCACCCUUCACGAGUGUUGCGGUACGAGUGGCGUCUGGGCUCGCGCCUUCUGCACGCGGGCCACUUUGACACAAGCGAUGAAACCGAGUAUUCAGUGCGUAGCCUCACCCGUGACGGCUAUGGAGAGUACACCUGUGACAUCAUCAAUGAGGCAGGAGCUGGCCGCUGCACCUUCCUGGUCACGGGAAAAGCUUAUGCUCCAGAGUUCUACUAUGACACCUACAGUCCACUGUGGCAGAACCGGCCUCGUGUUUAUGGCUAUAAGCUGCAGUGGACACAGAUGAACCCCGAUACAGUGGACCGUAUCAUGGCUUAUCGUCUCGGCAUACGGCAGAUCGGGCAGCAGAGGUGGUGGGAGCAGGAGAUACCUGUUGAAGGCCCCAUUCAGAAAGGAGAGCUUAUUACUUAUAACCUGACAGAGCUCAUCAGACCUGAAGCCUAUGAAGUGCGCCUGACACCUAUCACCCGCUUUGGUGAGGGAGACUCCGCCAUCAGGAUGGUGACCUACAGUGCUCCCAUUAACCCACAUCUGAGGGAAUUCCACUGCAGCUUUGAGGAGGAACCCAUUUGCAUGUUCACUCAGGACAAGAAUGACAACUUUGAUUGGACAAGACAUAGUGCCGCCACACGGGACACUAAAUACACUCCCAACACAGGACCCAGUGGAGACCGCAGCGGCUCAAAACAAGGAUUCUAUAUGUACAUCGAGACUUCCAGACCCCGUAAAGAAGGGGACAAGGCCCGAUUGCUGAGCCCCACCUUCAACGUGGCACCUAAAAAUCCUUACGGCAUCACCAACCCUCCUGCAUACUGCUUUGGCUUUUAUUACCACAUGUACGGGAAACACAUCGGCACUCUGAAUGCGUUUAUGAAGCAGAAAGGUCAAGCUACCUCGGAUGCUGGUCCAGUCUGGUCACUCAGUGGGAAUCAGGGCGAUCGGUGGAAACAGGCCAAAAUCAGCAUCCACCCCACCUCCUCCUUUCAGGUGAUCUUUGAAGGCAUCCGAGGUCCAGGGAUCGAAGGGGACAUUGCAAUUGAUGAUGUCACUCUAGAAGAGGGGGAGUGUCCUGACCCUCCAUCUAAUCAUAUCAGAUCUAAGGCUUCGUUCCAAGUGACACAUAUAUGGCCGCUAUGCCCCGCCCUGGCCUUUACACUGUUUCCAGGUCUUAGGUGACCACCUCGCUAGGUGGAGACUGGUGGCACUGUCUGAGGCCGCAACCCCGUACCCUCAAUAUAAUCACCAAAGAUUCACAUUUUCAGAUGACUGAGAGGGAAACAGCACUGUCUCAAUAUGGAUUAUCAGACAUAAAAUCAUGAAAAAUGGAAAAACAAACAAAAAAAGACAAAAAAGUAAUAAGGAUUUGAUGUAUCUAUCUACAAUCUGCAAACUAUUUUGCUGUAAGAUGCUCCCAAGGACUUGGAUGAGAGCAGCUUACUGAUGGAGUAGCAUGAGUCAGGGCUCAUGUGAGGGGCUCCCACGCAGAUCUAAGGACAGUUUGUAAAGCACAAGGACAACUUUGCCAGCUGGCAGUUUAAAAAAAAACUCAUUAUAAAGGUGGGGAAAUGACAAGUGAUGGCAGUCUCCACCAGCUCUUUACUAUGAACACCUUUCAGUGUCUCAUCCUCCCUGUCCUUCAUUGUAUAUUUAGAUCUUAUAAGCUUUUUUUCUCCACAUUCAGCCCUCAUACAGUACACACAUGAUUUAACCUUCUUUUGGCUUGGUGCUUUAGAAUACAUAUGAAAAACUAUGGGGAAAAAAUAUUCAUAUCUGCUUUAUAUCCCAACCUGGGUAGCGGCCUGUUUUGAUUUUCAACACUGUGCUCACAUCCCCUAGUGGCAGGCCAAGGGUAGGAGACCAGGACAAAGGAGCUAAUGAGCACCUGAUGAAGGACGGCAGAAGAGAGUGAAGAGAAAAAGAAGUGCAUAUGCCUGAGGUGGAAGGCCAUGGAGGAAUACAAGAACAGGUUAAGAAAAUGCUCAGAUAUUCUCUUUGGCAAGAACAUUAACAACAUUGGAGCCACUUUCUGCCAUGAAAUACAAAGUGCCUUCAGAUUAUGAGCAGAAUUGCGAUCCUGGCCGUUAACACCAAACGCGUCAAUAAGCAGAAUUUCUAGAAUUUCAGAAACGCUUCAGAAGAAGCAAAAUUUCUAACGUCACCGUUGGGCUAUUUUGUAUGAUUAUUUUGCUCCUUCAAGUGCUGAUUUGAAUGGCGAUGGAGGUGGAAGAUGGUCCCAGAAGUCAGCACAAAGACCUGCCUGUAAUUUGCAGAUUUAGCAAAGUUCCAUACGAAACACAGGUAACUAUGUUCUCUACCAGAAGAGCAAAAACAUCUUUGACUGUGCUCAGUGUCACAUUGCCGUUCUGCUGUCUUCAGAACUGGAAGGCUACUGCGACGCUGGUUGGAAAGAUACACGGAGACAUAGUCAGCCUGCCAUGUCAUUGCUUUACACAGACUCUCAUCAAGUGGGCCUUAGAACAGUAAGAAAUAAACACAACACCAUGGAGGUGAAAGCAGGUGGCAGAGCCUGCGCAGGUUAAGGCCUACUAUCCCUACCCACACCUCUGCCAUUUCUAUUGAACAGUGUGCAUUCUGAAAGAAAAAAAAAAGAUGAUAUUAAUAAUAAAAUAUUUUAUUACACUAGCAAGAAUGUUUCUCUGAUUUUACACAAACUGUGAAAAAAAACUGUGGAAGAAAUUUACCUGAAAGUAACCAUAACCAGCUGGUUUUUAAAAACAUUCUAAAAAAAAAAAAAAGGAAAGAAAGAGAAAGACAGGAUGAAAGAAAGAAAAGAACAUUUCCGUAUAUUGUUGGUUAUGAAUAAUGUUUUGAGGAGCUGUGUCUUGUUUCUUAUUUUUCUGUUAAUGCUGUUAUGACUUUUAGCUUUCUUUAAUUCUUGUUGUCUCCCUUGCAUUGCUGAAAAUAUCAAAAUGGUUGGAACUUAUUGAAUAAGUUGGUUUGGUAAAUGUAAACAAACCUGUAUAUGUAAAGAAGCUCUGUUAAUCAAGGUUUAUAUGAAAUGUUUAUGUAUGAAUACAGGAAGCACAAUAUUUAAGGUUCCACAUUAAAAAGGCAGUUUUAA
Molecule: messenger RNA, 5748 nt
Organism: Tachysurus fulvidraco (yellow catfish)
Lineage: Eukaryota; Metazoa; Chordata; Actinopteri; Siluriformes; Bagridae
Gene: mdga2a
Product: MAM domain containing glycosylphosphatidylinositol anchor 2a
Exons: 17
Coding region: 957-3842 (961 amino acids)
Biological process (GO): homophilic cell-cell adhesion
Cellular component (GO): plasma membrane
Molecular function (GO): protein binding
Source: RefSeq, a predicted model, not a curated record